AUGCAAUACUUCACCGUCGCUGUCGUUAUGGCCUCUGUUGCCUCUGCCUCCGUCGUGGCCCGCCAGAACGACUGCACGAUGGUCUACAACGCCUGCCUUGCUGCCGGGACUCCUCAAGUCGCUUGUGGUUGCCUCCAGCAGACAUGUCUCGGCGAGGAUAACGCCCGCGGCCGCGAGUACUGCGCUGCCGUCUCUGCCUCUCUCCUGAGCGUUGCUGCGACGGCUACCUCCAAGACUUUCUCGGGCAUCUGCAAUGCCGCUGCCAUCGCUCGUGGCGAUUGCACUGCUACCGCAGCCAUUGUCCCAACUCCCACUGAGGCAGCCCCCGCCGCCGCCUCCACGGACUGCGAGAAGGUUCGCUCGGACUGCCAAUCGCAGCCAGCCUACCCAGCCCCUUCUGCCCCCGCGGACUGCGAGAAGGUCCGCUCGGAUUGCCAAUCGAAGCCAGAUGCCAACCAGUCCUACUGCGCAUCCCUCUACGUCAAGUGCUCCGGUACCACCAGCGGCCUGAACAAGCCCGGCCCUGCUCCCACCACCCCGGCGAAGGGCACCGGAGCCAGCACCACCGGAAUGGUUACCUACACCGGCCCUGCGGUUGCUGGCGCCGGCUCGGUCAAGCCUGCCGUCGGUCUCUUGGCCCUGGGCGCUCUCGCACUGCUGUAG
Drepanopeziza brunnea f. sp. 'multigermtubi' MB_m1 is the source of this 663-nucleotide messenger RNA. Lineage: Eukaryota; Fungi; Ascomycota; Leotiomycetes; Helotiales; Drepanopezizaceae. The record is from RefSeq and is a predicted model, not a curated record.